GGCGACGACGGUGGUGGUGGUGGUGGUGGAGACGACGUGACCUUCAGUAGGCCACGCCAGGUUGCGUCAGCGACUGUGGUGGAUUACAGCCGACAAAAGGAAAAAGGGUCGUUAAUUUUUGAUGGGUUCCGCCCAUUAAAAACUGGGUGGUUCGGAAUUUGCUUUUUUAGGAAAUUUCAACAGGGUCGCGUGCUUGGAUCCUGGUUGGGGUCAGCUGACAUGGAUGUGACAACGAUCACAAUGGCGAAUUGGAGCUCCUCGUACUCUUCCUCAUGA
This is a messenger RNA of Haemonchus placei, 276 nucleotides long. NCBI's taxonomy places the organism in Eukaryota, Metazoa, Nematoda, Chromadorea, Rhabditida, Trichostrongylidae. The record is from the annotation of a GenBank genome assembly.